CAUUUUACUGAAACUUCUCAACAUACAGCACCACCACUUUUAGGACAUACUUCUUCUCCCAACACACCUUUUACUCUGGGUAGCUCGGAGCGGUUGGGAACACGAGAUCGAAAUCCUGUCCAGAUGAAAGUGCUAGAAGAUGUUUUUGGUACUAUCGUACAGUGCUUCAAGCGUCAUGACGCUGUUACUAUUGACACUCCGGUGUUCGAAUUAAAGGUUUGGAAGUACUCACAGGCAAAUACGGAGAAGACUCAAAACUUAUAUACGACCUCAAGGACCAGGGAGGAGAGAAAAGUAUAUCGCCGAGAUCAACCUGCUAUGACCCGUGGUCGCUACCGCGAGUUCUAUCAAUGCGAUUUCGACAUCGCUGGAGAUUAUGGUCCGAUGCUCGCUGAUGUCGAAUGCAUACGUAUAAUAUAUGAAAUCCUGUCGGAGUUGGCUUUGGGCGAUUUCGUCAUCAAGAUCAACCAUCGCCGUCUUUUGGACGGUUUGUUCAAAGCGUGUAACGUUCCAGCCGAAAAAUUCACGGCAACCUGUUCGGCAGUUGACAAACUGGAUAAAAGUCCCUGGGAAGCAGUUCAAAGAGAACUGUUAGAAGAAAAAGGUCUUAAUCCAGACACAGUGGACAAAAUCGGGCAGUAUGUGCAGUUGAACGGCACACUGGGUUUGGUGGAUCGACUUGAGGCAGAUGAACCGCUCAUGCAACAGGAAACUGCCCGCGAAGCACUCACUGAUAUUCGAUUACUUCUGUCGUAUUGUGAGGCGUUGGGUAUCCUUGAACGUGUGCGAUUCGAUCUGAGUCUUGCGCGCGGACUAGACUACUAUACCGGCGUAAUUUACGAAGCUGUUCUGACUGGUAUGUCCACCGGUCCGUUAACUAAAGUAUUAUAUUUUGUUUCUAUUCCAUGUUACCAAAUUAUCUCUGUUGCGAAGCAACUAUGUAAAUGUUAG
Molecule: messenger RNA, 951 nt
Organism: Echinostoma caproni
Lineage: Eukaryota; Metazoa; Platyhelminthes; Trematoda; Plagiorchiida; Echinostomatidae
Source: the annotation of a GenBank genome assembly